AUGGGAAACCAACCUUCUAAAGGUUCGGGGUCUGCAACGCCGAGGAAUAGUGCAUCACAAACGUCUUUAGAUAAAGGAUCGGACAAUUUAUCAUCUUAUCCUUCGUUCAGCAAAGCGGAUACCAAGGAAUCCAACAAAUCAUUCCGAGGCGCGCUUCGAUCAAAAAUACCAGGUUCCAAGGUUGACAGCCCAAGAAAUUCAAUCGCGGGAAUAGGUGGCAGUGGAGAUGCAAACGACAGAUCAGAUGUUGCUUCGAUUAAAUCGGGGAAAAGCUCUAAAUCGGGCAAGUCAUCAGUUGCACCAGGCUCACCAACAUCACCUCAAGAUUCUUCGGAUGACCUUGCUUCACCAGUCGACGAUCUCAAACCUCCUCCUUCACCCGUUCAGUCUGCUUCCGUAAAAUCUGGACAUCACGAUGUUGGCGCUGCACAGCGCAGUGGUGAAGUCGAUCAUGUUUCCGACCAACCCCCCUCUGGCACAGUCAAUCCUUAUGCAGUUGGAGGACGAGCUGGGCAAUCUAUACUAGUUAAGAGAGCAAAUGAGAUUAACCCUGUUCAACACGAAGCCUUGCUGGCUGCUCCCAUAAAUGGGGCUAAUGAGUUAAGUCUCUCAACAUCCGCAUCGCCGCAAAUGUCAAUGGGCACACUAAAAGAAAAAGAACUCGACGACUACAUUUCGCGACUCUUGGAUGCAGGAUAUCAAGGGAAAAGCACAAAGGGAGUCUGUCUGAAAAGUGCGGAAAUUAACUCAAUAUGCGCUCGAGUAAGAGAGAUAUUAUUAGAACAACCACCACUGAUCGAACUGGAAGCCCCAGUUAAGAUUGUAGGUGAUAUUCAUGGGCAAUACUCGGACCUCAUACGCAUGUUUGAAAUGUGCGGAUUUCCUCCCUCGUCAAAUUUCUUAUUUCUUGGUGAUUAUGUCGAUCGAGGGAAGCAGUCUCUCGAGACGAUCUUAUUGCUCAUGUGCUACAAGAUUAAAUACCCCGAGAACUUCUUCUUGCUAAGGGGUAAUCACGAAUGUGCAAACGUUACUCGAGUUUAUGGGUUUUAUGAUGAGUGUAAGCGAAGAGCUAAUGUCAAAGUAUGGAAGACCUUUGUGGAUGUCUUCAAUUGUCUACCUAUUGCCGCAAUUGUCGCCGGAAAAAUCUUUUGUGUUCAUGGCGGUCUAUCCCCGGCUCUCAGUCAUAUGGAUGAUAUUAGACACAUUGCUCGACCGACAGACGUUCCUGAUUUUGGGUUACUCAAUGACCUUUUGUGGUCUGAUCCUGCAGAUCAGGAAAACGAUUGGGAAACCAGUGAGAGAGGAGUUAGUUAUUCGUUUGGCAAGAAGGUCAUUGCGGAGUUUCUAGCAAGGCAUGAUUUUGACUUGGUUUGUCGGGCACAUAUGGUUGUUGAAGAUGGUUACGAAUUCUUUGAAGAUCGAAUCCUCGUUACAGUAUUCUCUGCCCCGAACUAUUGUGGCGAGUUUGACAAUUAUGGAGCUGUGAUGAGUGUUUCGACAGAGUUACUGUGCAGCUUUGAACUUCUGAAGCCUUUGGACUCCAGCGCGUUGAAGAGUCAGAUGAAGAAAAGCCGUAACAAGCGAAAUAGUAUGGUCAACAGUCCUCCACCGACAGGGACCUUCGCUCCCCAGAGCGUAUAA
Messenger RNA from Sclerotinia borealis F-4128, 1641 nucleotides. NCBI's taxonomy places the organism in Eukaryota, Fungi, Ascomycota, Leotiomycetes, Helotiales, Sclerotiniaceae. The record is from the annotation of a GenBank genome assembly.